This is a messenger RNA of Acaulospora colombiana, 396 nucleotides long. The record is from the annotation of a GenBank genome assembly. NCBI's taxonomy places the organism in Eukaryota, Fungi, Glomeromycota, Glomeromycetes, Diversisporales, Acaulosporaceae.
AUGGAGCCUGUAUCUGCAACUAUCCCCUCUCCCAGCAAGAGUGGCCUUUAUUCUACCGUUCUGGAUCCUGAUUUCGAGUCCCUCUUUGUCUCCAAGGUACAGACCGCAUCGGCCGGGCUCCUUCCGGUGGAUGAGCACAACGCCGGUCAAGCAUUGUUCGCGAUCCAAAAGGUUGCAUCGAAGUUCUCUGAGCUUCCGAAUUGGCCCCUGCAUCUUCGCUCUCUGGAGGGUUGCGAAGAACUACUCCGACGAACGGCGGAACUAAUUGUUUUACUUAUUGAAGUCUACGAGAGCAAGGCCUUUGCUUGGUUCUGUGAAAAUGUGGACUCCAUACUGUCGGUUGACCUGAGGGCCGACGUAAACCUACGGGAACUGAUGAACAGAGUAAAGGUUAAG